GCCAGGCUGUAACUCUCCUUUCCCGCCUGUAGCCUGUGACUGUUGUGCCCCGAGAGCAGUGGGGCUGAUUCGGUCUCCGGGUUUGGGUUUUCAGGGUUCCAGGGCCUGUCCCGGGCGGUGUGUGUGUGUGUGUGUGUGUGUGUGUGAGAGAGAGAGAGAGGUGGGGUUGGGGGUGCCCCAGAUCCCUUGGUCUCCGGUCCUGAACCAGAGACCCAAGAUCGCAUCUUGUUCUUUUAGUAAUAACUACUAUUGACAGUAAUAACCGCUGUUCACACGAUUCUUGUCAUUUGUAGUUCUUAACAAGUGCCGUUGUAAGAACUUAAAACACGAGUGUCUUUAAGCAUCACAACACUCCCAUUAAAAUGCGGAUUGUGGAUGAUGAUGUGAGCUGGACAGCUAUCUCUACCACUAAACCAGAAAAGGAGGAAGAAGAUGAUGGAGAUUUGCCUGUGGUGGCUGAGUUUGUGGAUGAACGGCCGGAAGAGGUCAAACAGAUGGAGGCCUUUCGCUCCAGUGCCAAAUGGAAGCUCCUAGGAGGUCACGAUGAAGACCUACCUUCACAAGGGCGUUUCCGUCACAACAGCCCGGAUCCUUCUCCUCCCAGGAGAAUCCAUGAUGACACCUCGGAUCCAUCUUCUCCCAGGAGGGUCCGUCACGACACCCCCGAUCAUUCCCCUCCCAGAAGAAUCCGUCACGACACCCCCGAUCCUUCCCCACCCAGGAGAAUCCGUCACGACACUCCAGAUCCUUCUCCCAGGAGGGCCCGUCACGACACCCCGGAUCCUUCUCCUCCCAGGAGGGCCCGUCACGACACCCCGGAUCCUUCCCCUCCCAGGAGGGCCCGUCACGACACCCCGGAUCCUUCCCCUCCCAGGAGAGCCCGUCACGACACCCUGGAUCCUUCCCCUCCCAGGAGGGCCCGUCACGACACCCCGGAUCCUUCCCCUCCCAGGAGGGCCCGUCACGACACCCCGGAUCCUUCCCCUCCCAGGAGGGCCCGUCACGACACCCCGGAUCCUUCUCCUCCCAGGAAGCCUUCAGCUGUGUUUCCUAGGAGAACCCGUCGUGAUUCACCAGAUCCAUCUCCUUCUAGGAGGACGUCUCAUAAUUCCUCAGAUAUUUCUUCCUCCAGAAGGGCCCCUGACAGCUCCCCUGAUGCUUCCCAACCUAGGAAAAUUCUCGGCACCUCUGACACAGGGCAGCUCAGGGGGGCCCGGCACAAUUCCCCCAAUUCGGCACCUGAUGUCACUCACUCAGUGUCCAAAACCAAAAGUAAGAAAGGCCCAGAAAGAGCAUCUAGCAAGACUUCUCCACCUUGGAAUGAGCCACAGACCUCUCAUUCAUUACUCCCGAAGAAGAGCAAAUAUGAGUGUGACUCGGAUCUCUCUCCGCCACGAAAAAGACAGGCAAAAUCCCACUUUGGAGAUAAGCAGCCGCUUGAUUCUAAAGGUGACUGCCGGAAAGCCUCUGAUUCCGAUCUUUCUCCUCCACGGCGUAAACAUCCGAGGCCUCCGGAUUCUGAUUCAGAUCUGUCUCCUCCACGGAAUAGACCUCAGCACCGAAGCUCUGAUUCUGACCUCUCUCCACCAAGGAGGAAACGGGGGACCAGGUCUCCUGAUUCGGAUCUGUCUCCACCCAGGAGAAGUCAGCCUCCCGGAAAGCGGGCUGCACACAUGUAUUCUGGAGCUAAAACUGGGUUGGUGUUAACUAAUGUAGAGCAAGAACAGCAGGAGCUCAAGAAACAGGACCAAGAAACCCUGGCAUUUGAAGCUCAAUUCCAGUUUGCUGAAACCGUAUUUCGAGAUAAAUUUGGUCGUAAGAGGAAUUUGAAACUGGAACGUUUGGAGGAGAGGAGAAAAGCGGAGAAGGACAUGGAGAGAAAUGAGCAGUACGCACGAUGGGGAAAAGGGCUUGCCCAGGACCGGCAACAGCAGCAGAAUGUGGAGGAUGCAAUCAAGGAGAUGCAGAAGCCUCUGGCCCGCUAUAUUGACGAUGAAGAUCUGGAUCGGAUGCUGAGAGAACAAGAAAGAGAAGGAGACCCCAUGGCCAACUUCAUCAAAAAGAGUAAGGCCAAGGAGAGCAAGAAUAAGAAAGUGCGACCUCGCUACAAUGGCCCAGCACCUCCUCCCAACAGAUUCAAUAUCUGGCCUGGAUAUCGCUGGGAUGGAGUGGACAGAUCCAAUGGAUUUGAACAGAAGCGCUUUGCCAGGCUUGCCAGCAAGAAGGCAGUGGAAGAGCUUGCCUACAAGUGGAGCGUUGAGGAUAUGUGACUUUGUGGAGCUGUGCUGGUGGAUGUGGGCUGUGGUAGCGGGCAUAGGGCAGCCAGACCUCCAACAGGAACAGUCGCCCAUCCCAGUGAUCAAGGCCCACGCAGACCAGCAGCUGGCUAAAUGCCAGUUUUGAGAGCAGAUCUUUGGACGGAGGUACCUGACCUUUGCAGGUGUUCCAACACUGGCUGUGGUUGACUUUCACAGGAAACAUUGACUUCUGUGCCCCACCCUUGGUUCUUGGUUGGGGCUUUCUUUUUGUUCUUUUUAAAAAUAAACAUACAUUUAUUUUCAUAAGAAAAAUUUUCUUAACUGGGUGCUCUGUUUUAGAAAAGAAUACAAGCCAAUG
Messenger RNA from Lepus europaeus (European hare), 2616 nucleotides. RefSeq names its product BUD13 homolog (gene BUD13). The transcript has 10 exons. Bases 363 to 2270 code for a protein of 635 amino acids. NCBI's taxonomy places the organism in Eukaryota, Metazoa, Chordata, Mammalia, Lagomorpha, Leporidae. Gene Ontology annotation, molecular function: RNA binding. The record is from RefSeq and is a predicted model, not a curated record. Gene Ontology annotation, biological process: mRNA splicing, via spliceosome. Gene Ontology annotation, cellular component: U2-type spliceosomal complex; RES complex.